AUGCCUAAAAGUUGAGGAGUUGCUUCAAGGGCCACGGUGGAGCAGCAUCUGAGAGGAAGCCCAGGAACUCAGGCCGCCCCUCAGCGGCUCCUGCCUCUUCUAAUCGCUCUUCCCCACAGGACCCUGCCCCUCCACACUUCUAUUCUCUCCCUCCUGACCGUGCCUUGCCUGGAUUGCAGUUUGUAAGGCUUCUGAGCAGGUUGCUCCAUUGCUCGCCAACAUGGAAGAGGAAGUUGGGUCACCCGAGGAUAAGCAAUUUUCAUGCUUCUCCGAUGCUGUAUUCAUUCCCAAAGACAGCAAUACUUUAUCCGUAGAAGUCAUUAACAGUAUUGAGACGGCUGUGGCAGGAGGGAAAGUGGUGGAAGUGGUCUCUAUAGUUAAGGAGAUCGUACGGAAAGUAUCCAGAAACACGAAGAAAAUCGCUGUGACUGGGGACUCUGGCAAUGGCAUGUCAUCUUUCAUCAAUGCCCUCAGGCUCAUUGGACACGACGAGGAGGACUCAGCUCCCACUGGGGUGGUGAGGACCACCCAGAAACCAGCCUCUUACUCCUCUUCCCACUUUCCCUACGUGGAGCUGUGGGAUCUGCCUGGCUUAGGGGCCACAGCCCAGAGUGUGGAGAGCUACCUGGAUGAGAUGCAGAUCAGCACCUAUGACCUCAUCAUCAUCAUCGCUUCUGAGCAGUUCAGCUCAAAUCAUGUGAAGCUGGCCAAAGCCAUGCAGAGGAUGAGAAAGAAGUUCUAUGUCGUCUGGACCAAGCUGGACAGGGACCUCAGCACGAGUGCCCUCACUGAAUCCCAGCUACGGCAGACUAUCCAAAAGAACAUCAGGGAGAAUCUCCAGAAGGAUGGGGUGAGGGUACCCCCCAUGUUCCUGGUAUCUGUCAUGGAGCCUGAAUCUCACGACUUCCCAAAGCUUAGAGAGAUGCUACCAAAAGACCUCGUUGACGUCAAGUACCAUGGUCUCUCAAAAACCCUUUACCAAACCUGUGAGAAUAUUAUUAAUAAGAAAGUAGAAUCCAUUAAAAAGAUAAUAGAUGCAGAUAACCUACAAAGGGAGUUUGGAAUCUCAGAUCCAGAUAACCUGCUAGAGUGUCGGAAAGUCUUCCAAGAAAGCUUUGGUGUGGAUGACGAAUCUCUCCGCCAGGUGGCUCUGAAAAUGAAAAAGCCAGAUACACAUUUGAAGACUAGCAUGGAAUCUCAGGGGUACCAUCAAGAUGGCGGGUUAUUGGCCUGGUUGUAUAGCUCUGGAACACAGUUAGUCUCUACAGGUCUUAACAUGGCAUGCUGUAUUUUCUCUCACAGAAGAAACACACAACAGAAAGGUAUACUCAAUGAAACUGCUGGCAAAGCCAAGAACGUUCUGUGGAAAAUCCUUGAAGACUCCAUUUCUCAUCCUUAGGAAGGUCUAGACAACUGAGGUCUUCUCCCCAGCCCCAUAUCCCAUGUGUACCCCCAGUUGAGCUAACCCCCCCACCAUGGGUUCCAAGUUCCUUGAGGUUAACAGGCUAACUUUCUUAAUGGUUAUCCCUCUCAUGAGGCACCAUCAUGAAUUUUGCUUUGUACUAUUUGCUUGGUUUUACUAACUGAACUAACUAUCUGGGAUCCAAAUAUAGGAGAAAUUUCCCUUUUCUAAUUGCUCAGAAUUUCACAUCUGACACAUGCUCACCUUAGUGCCCACGAUUAAUAUAGUUCCUCUUAGUGGCCUCUUGCUUUGCCCAUGUCUCUUCUCUCUCUUUCCUCCUGACUCUGGAGAUGGAGUAUCCCUUAAGGAAUGGGGAAGAGCUUGUCUUUGGCUAUUGUCUGUAAAGCAUGGCCAGCCGAGGCCUGUUCUCUGACCCCUCCUCUGAUCUGUAAAGAGAGGGGAGUUAACUCUGGAACUACUAGUAAUGGGAUUCACAUAGUGCUAAACAGAAGGAUUCUCAGUACCCCUGCACUACCCUAGACGGUGUCAGUGGUAUCAUGACUAGUCAUGGCCCCUCACACUCUGUGUUCCCAGUCUUAUACUGGACCUCAACUUCUUCAGCCUCCCCUAUCUCAGCAGGCUGCACCCCCAUCCAGACACACACGGACCCUUCUCAACACUCCAUGGAGCUCUUCCAUUUCAAUCUGUGUGGCUCUGUGUUUAAGACAGGUGCCGAUCCUUGCUCUGUCAUGUUCCUCUCAGCCCUGCUCUUGAUAGACAUCAGUACUGUCAGCUCAACUUUUCUAACAGUCUCAGACCUCUGUCCUCCCUUUUCACCUCUUUGACAGAACGCUAAAUGCUUUCUCAGUUCCAACCAUUACCAGCGUCACACAGGAACAUUUAGUUUGGGCUCAUAGUUUGCCAGUACAGCCUGUCACAGCUGAGAGUCAUCACAGUGGGAGCACGGAGCAGCUGGUCCUGUGUGUCUGCUGUCAGGAAGCAGAGGGAGAUGGAUAGGGGUUCUUCGGCACACUUUCUCCUUCUCAUUCAGCCCAAGACCCAGCCUCUAGAAUGAUACCAUUCACAUUCAGAGUGGGUCUUCCAACCUUCUUGAACCAAGUCUAGAAACUCCUCCAUAGACAAGCCCAAAGGUCUCUUUCCAUAGUGAUUCUAGAUCCUGCUAAAUGGACAACAAAUAUUAACCACACAGGCACUCAGGGUAUAUAGGAGUUUCAUUGGUUAAUAGCGGGAAGAAGGUUGGGUGUGGCUUAGUCGUACAGUGUUUUCCUAGCACAGGGAAGGCUAUGGUUUUGAUACCCACAAAGAAGUAAAAUCUAUUUUGAAAUGGAAGGAAAAUGCCAAUUGUAUUUGUAAUUGUAUAUAGUUUCUCAAAAACAAAUGCACCAACUAUAUCAUCUUCCUGGCACAAGCACUUUACAAAAAAGGAUCACUUACAUGUAAAAGGUGGGUAAGGAUAGAAUGGACUAAGAAGUCUUAUGGUGGUGGGAUUGGGGAUGAGCCAAGUUCUGCCAAGACUCGCCUUCCAUCUGCUGCUUCUUUUGUUAACGUGGGUCCAUGCACUCACAGGAAAGGUCUGCAAAAGAAACCACAGAGGUUUUGUUUGUUGUCCUUAUGAUGUACAUAUGUACUCAAAUAAUUCUUGAGGUCAUGUUUAUGGCAUAGAUGCUGCUCCAGUAUGUUGACUGUAAGAAAGCAAGCUUGCUCUUUUAAAGCUCUUCUAAGGUUGUAUGUGUUGGUCACAGGGACCCUCACCUGGCCCCAACACUCUGAGGAAACUGACUUACAGACUAUGAUCUCACUGUUAGCCUGGCUGGAGAAGCUGGGUGUGAAUUCUCUCUGUGUCUUAGAUUGUAGACAUAGAUUUUCUCUUUGCUGGUUGUAUGUACAUACCUAUCGAUAUAGAGGCACAGAAAUAUAUGUACACAGAUAAUAUAUAUUCAUCACACUCAUGUAUUGUAUGUAACAUACAUGUAGUGUUAAUCUUUAUGACGGAAUAAAUAAUCACAGUAUAUUAUAUAAAUAGAUGUAUUAUUUUUGUUCUUUAUAUUUUGAUAACUUCGUACAUGAACACUGUAUUUGCAUCACCUCACCCUUCUCUUCCCCAGCAAAACUUCUCCUGCAUGCCCCU
Molecule: messenger RNA, 3551 nt
Organism: Arvicanthis niloticus (Nile rat)
Lineage: Eukaryota; Metazoa; Chordata; Mammalia; Rodentia; Muridae
Product: immunity-related GTPase family M protein 2-like
Biological process (GO): cellular response to interferon-beta; autophagosome assembly; innate immune response
Cellular component (GO): endoplasmic reticulum membrane
Molecular function (GO): GTPase activity; GTP binding
Source: RefSeq, a predicted model, not a curated record